AUGACUACACCCACUUCAGAUGACGAAUCCUUUCCUCUUAAGCCGGGCGUCGAAAGUUGGAAAAGCGAGAGCGCUUCCGAUAUCGACAGCAAUGACCAGCAAAACCGCCCAUCGAUGACAGAGACGGUACUGGGGCACGACACCGAGGCAACUAUCAUACAAGAAGAAGCCCCUAUAUAUUUACAGACACAGCGCGUAUUUUCAAGCCUAGAGAUGCUGUCGAACGAGCCUAGUUUAUCUAAUCCCACCCUCUCACAUGAGGUCUCGACGUUCCAAUCACGAUUUGGCGUCUGGUGCCGUAAAUUGGGCCCACACCUUCGAGAUGUUUACUCCUUGGAUGAGCGUUUGCGCGAUUCUUCAGCAAUGAAACAGCAUGUACUGGAUUGUUUGGGUGAUAUAAAUGACGCUCUGGAGGAAGCGCAAAAGAUCUCUGCAAAACAAACACCUAUCUCGUCCACUUCUUCUGGCAACAAGGAGACUGGCAUAUCGAUUCUCAUGGCAAAGAGUACGAUAUCCGACCCUCUUAGCUUUGCUAAUACCAUACUCGACAUACUGUUUCGGGUAAUUCCUAUUAUUCGCCCUGCUCUUUCAGCCGACCGCUACGAGAGGGCUGUAUCGACCGUGCUCCCAUAUGAAGAAGAGUUCAUGCAGACAUGCAGUGCCAAGUUGAUAAGCUUGUUCCCUGGGCUGUCACCAGAGCUUCGAGGGCGUCUGGUCUCAGCAAGUGCACAACGCCUCCGGUUCUUUCAGUAUGCAGCGAAUUACAGCCUGAAAUUUCAGUCUGAUGCCAGAUGGGAACCGAACUUCGAACGUCGAACGUCAGAACCACUUUUAUCCAUGCCUGCUUUCAUCAAAAUCAAUUUAGGAGACACCGAUUCGACGGCGAGCAGAGCAGAUGAAAAUUUAGAUCCUUUUAGCCAGGAAAGUACAGGUGAUACUCUCGACACACGAUCCAUGAAGUCGGCAACAAUGUCUAAUCGAGACAUGAAAUAUAAAUUUCCACCAUUCCCCGAGGAAUCUGAAGGCGUCUUACGGGAGUGCGUUGCUUGCCGUCUUACGCUGCCUCUCCCAUCCAAAGAUACCUGGAAAGCACAUAUCCUGAGAGAUAUCCGACCGUACAUCUGUACGUUCCCAGACUGUACUGCUGAUCCGAAUAAGCUGUAUUCUAGCCGUCGUGCAUGGUUCGAGCAUGAAUUGGCAUUUCACAGGCGGCAGUGGCCUUGUCCAUUUGGAUGUACUACCAGCAUGCCGGAUCUCGCAUCUCUCAACAUACAUAUCGCCUCCAAGCACCCAGGUCGCGCACAUGAUUUCUCGUCCCACCCUUUACCACGAGGACAGGAGAUCUCACCUGCCGCAGAGGCCGUGUGUCCAUUCUGCGCGCUGCAUAUCAAACCUCGUGGGCGAAUUGAGUCUCACAUAGCAUUGCACCAGGUUCAAGUAGGCUUGAUGGUUCUUCAAUCAUCCAUAAUUGAAGAUUCAGACGACGAAGACCUGGCGGAGAAUGAGGAAGAAGAUUUAGAGGAAAUUUCAGAAUAUCACAUGGCGGAUCUAGAUCGGUCAUUAGCCUUACUGCCUCGAAAGAAAUUGAAUAGAACAAACGAGCCGGUUAAAGAAGAUCCCUCUCAGUAUAGACGCCAUGAUAAGUCGGCAAUCGAUAAUGCGGUUGACUUGCCUGCAACAGAUAAGAUCAAAGCCGGAAAAAUGGACGACAUACCUCAUACCAACUGGGUUCUGGAAGAUCUACGUUACACUAUCACUUAUCCACAGUUGGACACUGGGUCUUCAAAAGCUUUGCCCGCCACGUUGGUACAGCAGGAAACUAAACAAACUCGAGACCGGCGAAUCACUGCACUUGGCCUGUCUUCUCCAUUUGGUAAAUCCAGAUCUGGACGUCACACCUGGUUUUUGAUGCCAAAUUUUGAUUUCAUUUAUCAAGAAUAUAGCACUAUCUGUCUAGGCCAAGUCUUAACCGAUCCACUGAGACCCAGUGAUGGCAUUCUAACUCGAGAGGUUCUUCACACCCCUAGGCCACAGAAAAAGCAUCACUAUUACAUGUCCCCUAUCACAGUGCAUGUCACAGUGCAGAGAGAGGUGGAAUAUGUUAUUAAUGAUUUGCAUGUUAAAGCAAUGCGAGUGGAAACCCACCGAUUUCUUGCAGUAAACGAGUAUAUAUCGGAGGUAAUAGAGCGGCCGGAGAUUGCAAAAAUUUUGAAAUCAAGGCAGAAGAUAUUUAUCAUUACAGGGUUAAAGGUAACGAUUGGUUCUCAAGUGGAAGUCGGAGGUAGAAACUCUAACAUAGGAGCGACUGUGCAUGCGGGUGUUGUUGUUGGUGCUGGUAUCGAGGCUGGUAUCAAGCUUGAGAAUUCCACCGCGAAGUCAGUAUCAUAUAUACAGAACCCAGUAUUGUUUGCAUAUUCGCUUACGCAGGUCCAACGUUCGUCUCUUGGGUCGUUUGCAGUAGAACAGUACAAAAAGGGUGCGUUUUAG
This is a messenger RNA of Mollisia scopiformis, 2487 nucleotides long. RefSeq lists its product as uncharacterized. The transcript has 3 exons. The coding region runs from base 1 to 2487 and encodes 828 amino acids. The record is from RefSeq and is a predicted model, not a curated record. Lineage: Eukaryota; Fungi; Ascomycota; Leotiomycetes; Helotiales; Mollisiaceae.